UUUACUCUAGGUAGGUUAGUUUGAAAUAUUUAACAGUGGGAAGGGUUUGUUUAAAACACUUCCCCUAGUGAGAUGGAAACCGCUUAUUUAUCGCCCCACCGGGGGGCCACACGUCCCCAGGCCCAGAGGGGUCAAACCUCGGCAGGAGGUGACCUCUCCCCUCCACCUCCGCCUCCAGCUCCAUCUCCAUCAUCUCCAUCUCCAUCCCCAUCCCUGCAUGCCGGCGGCAGCUCCGCCGAGGAGACCCCGGCAGGCAGCGAUGGACGGAGUAACUCUGGCGUGAAGAAACACCACCACAAGCACAAUCUGAAACACCGAUACGAGCUGCUGGAGACCCUGGGAAGAGGCACCUACGGCAAAGUGAAGAAGGCCAUCGAGCGACGCUCCGGCAGAGAGGUGGCUAUCAAGUCAAUUCGGAAGGAGAAGAUCAAGGACGAGCAGGACAUGGUUCACAUCCGUCGAGAGAUUGAGAUCAUGUCAUCCCUCCGCCACCCACACAUCAUCUCUAUAUAUGAAGUGUUUGAGAACAAAGACAAGAUCGUGAUUGUGAUGGAGUAUGCCAGCAAGGGCGAGCUGUACGACUACAUCAGCGAGCGGCGGCGCCUGAGCGAGCGGGAGACGCGACACUUCUUCAGACAGAUAGUCUCCGCCGUGCACCACUGCCACAAGAAUGGAGUGGUGCACAGGGAUCUGAAACUGGAAAACGUGCUACUGGAUGAAAACUGUAAUAUUAAGAUUGCUGAUUUUGGGCUGUCCAACCUCUACCACAAGGACAAGCUGCUGCAAACCUUCUGCGGCAGCCCGCUCUACGCUUCACCAGAGAUCGUCAAUGGGAGACCUUACCGCGGCCCAGAGGUGGACAGCUGGGCUCUUGGGGUGCUGCUGUAUACCCUGGUCUACGGGACAAUGCCAUUUGAUGGUGGAGACCACAAGAACCUCAUACGCCAGAUUAGCAACGGAGAAUACAAAGAGCCCACUCAGUCCUCAGAUGCCCGAGGAUUGAUCCGCUGGAUGCUGAUGGUGAACCCUGAGCGCCGGGCCACGGUGGAGGACAUAGCCAACCACUGGUGGGUAAACUGGGGCUGGAAGAACAGUGUGUGUGACUGCGAGACCCAACGCGAUCACGGAGGCUCGCCCAUGCUGGCCCGCUUCCUCGACUGGCAGAACCGCACUGAGCCACGUGGUUCUGGAGCCAAGGCUGCAGCCAUGCCACAGCUGCUGCGCCAGAGGCCCAAAAAGUCCAAGAAGGAAAACGUUGAAGCAGGACAGGCCCACUGUGGAGAAGAGGACAAGCCGGGUCUGAAGAGACCCAAGGGGAUCUUGAAGACCAGGGUUACUGAUGAGCAGCGGUCUGCCAGUCUGGACGAAGUGGAGUUGGGCCAGGCGGCGCUGCCUCAACAAGCCGAAGGCGGGGAGGAAGCCUCAAGUCCAGAUCAAGAGGACGAGGAGCUGAGUCUGGGUGGGGGCUCGCCAGCAAAGAUGGUGCCCUCUCUGCCCAGGAAAGGCAUCUUGAAGAACAACCAACAGCGGGAAUCAGGGUACUACUCCUCACCAGAGCGCAGCGAGUCCUCCGAGCUUUUAGGGGGCGCCAGUAUGUCUCUGCUAGCCACCUCCCCGCCCAAGAGAAUGAUGGGGAGGAAGGGCAUCUUGAAGCGAAACGGCAAGUACUCCACCUACAGCGGGCCUCCGUCAGCGGCAGCGGUGGCCAGUGUCCUCGGCGAGGCUCCCUCCUCGACUGACUCCGGUCUGUCCCGAAGUCAGAGCCGGCCCUCCAGCAUCGUCGGGGAGGACAGCUCCGCCCUGUCCCUGUCGCCCAGCUCCCUCAGCGGGGCCGAGUGGCAUUCCUCCACCCCCCACCUCCGCCCGAACAUCAGGGCCUGCGUCUCGGCUGAGAACCUGCUGCAGCUCGCCAACUUCAAGGGCUUCCAGGCAGCCCCGCCGCUCCAGGGACCCAAGUUCAGCCGCGGCCCCAAAACGAAAGGCUCCCCGGGGGACAAUGGCAGCUUCUCCUUGCUGGGGGACCUGGAGGACAUGACUCAGGUGUACCAGCAAGCCCUGGACAUCAGCGGCAACCUCACCUAACAGAUGGGUGGCAGAGAGAGAGAGGAAGCAGAGGGAAAUCGAUCAUGACUGUGUGUGUGUGAGUGUGUGUGUGCGUACAGAUGUUUAUAGGUGGCGUUAACGACCAGUGUGUUACUGGGAUACACCUUUUGGGAAGUAGUGGUUUUCCAAAUGGGGCUGAAAUCUGGAUGGAAAUGAUAUGUUUUUCGCACAUACAUACACACACAGAUGUACACACUUGUGCACUAUUCUGUCCGGAGGAAAUUCUGUUAGGGUUAGAGAGGAGCUGGCACGAGAAAAUGCCACCCAGUCUGCUUUCUUGGCCCGCCCAUAGACUUUGCUGUGUUCAACAUGUUUACAUAUUCAGCAAGAAGGCAAGUUAGAAUCACAAACGCAGCAACCAGAAACUGGUUGGCUCUCCUUGUGCACCACCCAUUUUUUGAGUUUGAGUUUACAAAAGCACCUUAAAACUCACACAGAGCACAUGCUUUUGUGAUCUUUACUUCCUUUAUUAAAAAAAAAAAAAAAACA
Anoplopoma fimbria (sablefish) is the source of this 2592-nucleotide messenger RNA. RefSeq names its product NUAK family, SNF1-like kinase, 1b (gene nuak1b). The coding region runs from base 73 to 2082 and encodes 669 amino acids. Gene Ontology annotation, cellular component: cytoplasm. Gene Ontology annotation, biological process: protein phosphorylation; microtubule cytoskeleton organization; intracellular signal transduction. The transcript has 7 exons. NCBI's taxonomy places the organism in Eukaryota, Metazoa, Chordata, Actinopteri, Perciformes, Anoplopomatidae. Gene Ontology annotation, molecular function: ATP binding; protein serine/threonine kinase activity; tau-protein kinase activity. The record is from RefSeq and is a predicted model, not a curated record.